This is a messenger RNA of Laccaria bicolor S238N-H82, 561 nucleotides long. RefSeq lists its product as uncharacterized. The record is from RefSeq and is a predicted model, not a curated record. The coding region runs from base 1 to 561 and encodes 186 amino acids. NCBI's taxonomy places the organism in Eukaryota, Fungi, Basidiomycota, Agaricomycetes, Agaricales, Hydnangiaceae. The transcript is spliced from 2 exons.
AUGUCGACAGACACCCCGAUGGGGAGUGCUUCUCCGCUCUUAAGUCCCGCCCAUGCAUCCGGUGAAGGUAUUGACGGGCCUGUCAUUCUCAAACAACAGAUCCAGCCCAUUCCGAUCUUUCCUUUUGGCAAGGUCGACGCCCAAGCAAACCCCACUGAUAUGAAAUCUGGCGUACCAAAUGAUUCUACGUACCACCCUCCCUCGCAAGACUACAUCACCGCCUUAAUGAAGCAAGUAGCUGACCUCAAUAUCCGCAUAUCGCACUUUACACCCCAGACUCUCAUGGCUGUGACCGACAACAAUAACUCCGUCCAGCAAGAUGACAAUACCGAUCCCCUUAAACGUCCUACUCGAGCUCCUUUGAGCUCAGAUCCCACCACCAUCACGGCCAGGAUCUUCAUACGCAUCCCAUGCCUCUUUAUCCUGGUGAUCAUACUCCUUCAGACAUUCUACGCGCACUACAACAACUUACGGGACUCCCGCUUCUGGUGGAGUGCGGCCUACGAUUGGUGGUUCGCCACUGACACACUCAACACGAAAGUUGGCACGCCGUUGAAGUAG